UUCGGCCGUGAGUCGGUGAAGCACAUAUCUUUGUAUGUGUGCGCGCGCGCAGGAACACGCCACACAUCAGUUGCAGAUCACCGUUACACCGCCAUACGUUUACCCAGCACUCAGAGUAUUGAGACAUGGACUCAGACGAGGGCUAUAACUACGAGUUUGAUGAUGAAGAGGAGGAGGAAGAAGAAGAGGAGGAGUGCAGCGAGGACAGCGGCGAAGAGGAGGCCGAGGAUGACACGCUCGACCUGGGCGAGGUGGAGCUGCUGGACCCCGCGGUGGCCGGAGGAGAGCGCGACGAGUGUGGCGACACCGGCGGCGGGGGCCUGGGGCCCGGUCAGGAGGACGAGGACUACCGCUUCGAGGUGCUGACCACCGAGCAGAUCCUCCACCACAUGGUCGAGUGCAUCAGGGAGGUGAACGAGGUCAUACAGAACCCAGCGACAAUAACUAGAAUACUCCUCAGUCACUUCAACUGGGACAAAGAGAAGCUUAUGGAAAGGUACUUUGAUGGAAAUCUGGAUAAGUUGUUUUCAGAGUGCCAUGUGGUAAACCCCAGUAAAAAGACCAAGACACGACAAAUGAGCACACGCUCUUCCAGUCUAGAUUUGCCCUGUCAGAUCUGCUAUCUCAACUACCCAAACUCUUAUUUCACAGGUCUAGAAUGUGGACACAAGUUCUGCACGCAAUGCUGGGGCGAUUAUUUAACCACCAAAAUUAUCGAGGAAGGGAUGGGACAGACCAUCUCGUGUCCUGCUCAUAGCUGUGAUAUUCUGGUUGACGAUAACACCGUCAUGCGACUGAUCACAGAUUCUAAAGUGAAGUUGAAGUAUCAACAUUUAAUCACAAAUAGUUUUGUAGAGUGUAAUCGACUGUUGAGAUGGUGUCCGGCUCCUGACUGCCAUCAUGUGGUCAAAGUUCAAUAUCCUGAUGCCAAACCAGUACGCUGCAAAUGCGGGAGACAGUUUUGCUUCAAUUGUGGAGAAAACUGGCAUGACCCUGUGAAAUGCAAGUGGCUGCGGAAGUGGAUUAAGAAAUGCGAUGAUGACAGUGAAACAUCAAACUGGAUUGCAGCAAAUACCAAGGAAUGUCCCAAAUGUCAUGUGACCAUCGAGAAGGAUGGAGGCUGUAAUCAUAUGGUGUGUCGAAACCAGAAUUGUAAAGCAGAAUUCUGCUGGGUUUGUCUCGGCCCUUGGGAGCCCCAUGGCUCUGCAUGGUAUAACUGCAAUCGCUACAAUGAAGAUGACGCAAAGGCAGCCAGAGAUGCUCAAGAGCGUUCCCGCGCGGCCCUGCAGCGCUACCUCUUCUACUGCAACCGCUACAUGAACCACAUGCAGAGCCUGCGCUUCGAGCACAAGCUGUACGCGCAGGUCAAGCAGAAGAUGGAGGAGAUGCAGCAGCACAACAUGUCGUGGAUCGAAGUGCAGUUCCUGAAGAAGGCCGUGGACGUACUGUGUCAGUGCCGCUCCACGCUUAUGUUCACCUACGUCUUUGCCUUCUACCUCAAAAAGAACAACCAGUCCAUCAUCUUUGAGAACAAUCAGGCUGACUUGGAGAACGCUACAGAAGUGCUCUCAGGAUAUCUAGAGCGAGAUAUCUCCCAGGAUUCUUUGCAAGAUAUCAAACAGAAGGUUCAGGAUAAGUACAGAUACUGCGAGAGUCGACGGAGGGUUCUCCUGCAGCACGUUCAUGAGGGCUAUGAGAAAGACUUGUGGGAGUAUAUAGAAGACUGAACAGGACUGAUCAUUAUAACAGUGAACGUGCGUCAGUGAACGGCGUCGGCCAUCGCCACAGACCCUCCACACUUCGCUUUUACGUUACAUCUGGAUUUUUGUCAUUAUUUAGAGUUUAAGUUAAUUUUACUGAAAUAAAAAGGUAGAAUAUUCAAAUAAAACUCCUACGUCAGUAUUGAAGUCUGUAAGAGUCGAUUGUGGAUGCGGCACGUGUUCCAUCCUCAAUAAUCCGUUUUCUUUUUUUAAAGUGCUUUUUGUCAUUUGUAUGUUGUUUUUAUAGUUUGGCUUGUCUUCAGCAUAGCUUUACAGAUCCGAGCCAUGCAGUGUGUGUUUGGGGAAUGUACGGUUGGGUGGCUUUUCUUUAUGCAGCGGAAUCGUGUGUUUCAAGCUGUAACGGCACACAUGCAUGGAACACAUCUCGUUUUGCUUUUUGAGAAAUAUUUAUUCUUUACAGUUAUUCAAGAAUGUGUUUAAACAACGCGAGAGGCCGUGUGACAGUUUUGCCUCUUUUGCUGGAGGUCGGACAAUUUUGUGAGACUUUGCACACCCAAAUCAGAGGCACAGGAACAGUAGCCUUAAUAGCAUACAAAUAUAACGCAUUGGAACGUGACAUGGGGUCAUAUUUCAUCCCAGAAUCCAUUUUUUUUUUUUAUUGAUGUUAAACAUGUUAAACCUUGAUGCACAACAUCUGUCACUACUGAAGUACACAUUAAUAGUUUUUAAACGUAAAUCCAGUAAAAAAUUUUUACUAAAGUUAGUGGUUCAGGAAUGAAUGUUGUUAUUUUAAAUAUAUACAUUUUGGUGGGGAUGAAAUAUGACCUGGAUGUUUUUUGAAAGUUUUGGUGAGAAAUCACCAUAUUGCUCUAGUUGACAAAGGCUAACCCUAAAGCUUUCGAGGAUGUUUUUGUUGAGUUGAGAUUGACUGGAGCAUGAAUGUUGUUACGAACCAUCUCAUCUCAGUUAAUGUUCACCUCUCUCUUCUGUUGUAUUCAUCACACUACCAGAUGUUUCAUGAGAGCAAACUUGAGUGACAUUCACUCACAAACACCUUACGUCUCAAAUGUGUUUUUCCCUCUUCUCAUUUUUAUCAAACCUAUCUUUUAUAGUGCGAGAUGAGGCUGAUGGUGAAGCACUGUUGUAUUUUUUUACAUCACUGGCGGGUUACGAAGCUUAUUGGUACUAUUAAGCACUAUGUGGAGCAGAUAGAACUGAAACCCUGCGUAGUCGAGCCAGGCUGUUAAAAAUUAAGGCUUUGCUGUAAACCAAUGAGGCAAGCGAUGUUUUUACACUAAAAUGACGACAGACUUCAGGCUCUGUGCAAUGUUGCUGGUUAUGACACCCUUCCUUCAGAGUAUUAAAUCUUUUGUUUUGCAACUUACGAGGCACUGUUUAUUUUUCUUGCAAGAUCAUUCUUCACCUGUUGGAAUUGUGCAUGAUCAUAAUUCUCAGUGCAUCAGUAGGGUUACAUUGAUCUACACAGUUUUACGGCCCUCAAAAUUGGCGCCAAGAGUUUGUGCCCAUGUCGGUUUUGUGUAUUCCUCAUUGAUUAAAUCUGAGGAGCAACAGUGUUGCCUGUGCUAAAGGAUGAGAGUUAUUCACCAAAGUGUGAAUCUUUACGUUAAAGGUGAUCAGUCUCUUAUUUAGAGUCAUGUUCGUCUAUGGUGGCUUUCCUGUGUUAUAACCAUUCUUAUAAAAAUGUCCUAUUUAAAUAAAUCCCAUUCAGAAGUA
This is a messenger RNA of Triplophysa dalaica, 3455 nucleotides long. RefSeq names its product ariadne homolog, ubiquitin-conjugating enzyme E2 binding protein, 1 like (gene arih1l). The transcript has 14 exons. Gene Ontology annotation, biological process: positive regulation of proteasomal ubiquitin-dependent protein catabolic process; ubiquitin-dependent protein catabolic process; protein polyubiquitination. Gene Ontology annotation, cellular component: ubiquitin ligase complex; cytoplasm; nucleus. The record is from RefSeq and is a predicted model, not a curated record. Gene Ontology annotation, molecular function: ubiquitin protein ligase activity; zinc ion binding; ubiquitin conjugating enzyme binding. NCBI's taxonomy places the organism in Eukaryota, Metazoa, Chordata, Actinopteri, Cypriniformes, Nemacheilidae. The coding region runs from base 126 to 1727 and encodes 533 amino acids.